Molecule: messenger RNA, 723 nt
Organism: Gaeumannomyces tritici R3-111a-1
Lineage: Eukaryota; Fungi; Ascomycota; Sordariomycetes; Magnaporthales; Magnaporthaceae
Exons: 3
Coding region: 82-258 (58 amino acids)
Biological process (GO): translation
Cellular component (GO): ribosome; mitochondrion
Molecular function (GO): structural constituent of ribosome
Source: RefSeq, a predicted model, not a curated record
CCAGACGAAGCAGCAGCCUUGUCGACGCGCAAGACCACGGCAUAACACCUCGAAACGCAUGCGCCGCGCACAACAGCUGCCAUGGCUAAGAAGGCAAAGUCUCGCAUCAUCUCGGUGCGCCUGCUCUCCAUGGCCAUGACGGGCUUCUUCUACACAAUGGCGAGGCCCCGGACGUCGACGCCUAUGAGCAUGCUCAAAUACGAUCCUAUAGUUAGGAGAAAGGUCCUGUUCCUCGAGCAAAAACGCAAAGGCAAAUAAAUCAUGGAUGCCAAUGCAACACCAUCUACGAGCUGGCGAGCUGCCUAUGCUCCUCGUCGUUCCCAUUUAUGGGACUCUCGUGGCGUCACGAACAUGAUACCAUACUUCCAUAGGUGUAUCACACCGAUGGCUCUCUGCAACUCCUCCUAGAUAUCCAUCCAUCCUCCAGUGCUGCCGGAAAGGCCACAAUGGGCAUGGACCGAGGUGGAUGCGCAACCCGCACUCUGUUGCUGCAGAAUGGGUCGGUUUUCCGGGUCGUUAGCGUCUUGAUGUACAUCAGGCAUGUCAUUAUUAGAGUGUAUAACAGAUCCCUAAAGCUCUAGAAACAAAUCUCGCGCCCCUCUGCAAAGGUACCCGACACACCUAGCAAACAAAUCGAAGCAAUCGGGUCUAGGGUAUUCUAGCAAAUUCUCGGACAAAGCUUCGAAAAUAUAGCGACGAACGUUGCAUGGAAGUAAGUGGAGG